GGGUUGGAAGGGUCCUUGAAGGUCAUAGAAGGGGUUGAGUUGGGUCAGAAUGGUCCUUGAAGGUCAUAGAAGGGGUUGAGUUGGGUUGGGAGGGUCCUUGAAAGUGAUAGAAGGGGUUGUGUGGGUCGGAAGGGUCCUUGAAGAUCACAGAAGGGGUUGAGUUGGGUUGGAAAGGUCUUUGAAGGUUAUAGAAGGGGUUGAGUUGGGUCGGAAGGGUCCUUGAAGAUCACAGAAGGGGUUGAGCUGGGUCGGAAGGGUCCUUGAAGGUCAUAGGAGGGGUUGAGUUGGGUUGGGAGGGUCCUUGAAGAUCAUAGAAGGGGUUGUGUGGGUCGGAAGGGUCCUUGAAGAUCACAGAAGGGGUUGAGUUGGGUUGGAAAGGUCCUUAAAGCUUAUAGAAGGGGUUGAGUUGGGUCGGAAGGGUCCUUGAAGGUCACAGGAGGGGUUUGGGUUGAUUCCGAAACCUCCUGAAAGACCUGAGCAGCGCAGAGCGGUUCCGCCGGAAGGGCCUCCCCCUUUUCCUCGGCUCCAGGUCCGCCAGGUGCAGGACGACGCGGCCCGGCUGGAGAAAGCCUACGCCGGCGAGAAGGCGGCCGACAUCCGGCGGCACGAGCGGGCGGUGAGCGAGGCGUGGGCCGAGCUGCGCGGCAGCAGCCAGGACCGCCGGCGGCUGCUGCUGGACACGGUGGACAAGUUCCGCUUCCUCCGCGCCGUCCGGGACCUGCUGCUCUGGAUGGACGGCGUCCGCCUGCAGAUCGAGGGCCAGGAGAGGCCGCGGGACGUGUCUUCGGCCGACCUGGUCAUCAAGAACCACCAGAGCAUCAAGGCCGAGGUGGAGGCGCGGGCCGACAGCUUCGACGCCUGCGUGGCCAUGGGCACCGCGCUGCUGGACAAGGGGCACUACGCCGCCGACAAGGUGCGGACACCCCGCGACCCACGGCCCCCACAGCCCCACGGCCCCAUGGCCCCACGGCCCCACAGCCCCACGGCCCCGUGCCUUUGUCUGUCUUCAUCCUCAUCCCCAAGUCCCCAUCCCCUCAUCUGGUCUUGUCCCCAUGUCCCCAUCCCCUCUGUCCUCAUCCCCAUGGGGGGGGUCCUGACCGUUUCCGACUCGUCCCCGUCCCUCGGCGCGCAGAUGCUGCGGGAUAAAUUCCGCGAGUUCUCGCGCGACACCAGCGGCAUCGGGCAGGAGCGGGUGGACGCGGUGAACGCGGCGGCGGACGCGCUGAUCGCGGCCGGACACACGGACAACGCCACGGUGGCCGAGUGGAAGGACGGGCUGAACGAGGCCUGGGCCGACCUGCUGGAGCUGAUGGACACGAGGUCGCAGAUGCUGGCGGCCUCGUACGAGCUGCACCGCUUCUACCACGACGCGCGGGAGACGCUGGCGCAGGUGCAGGAGAAGCAGAAGCAGCUGCCGGACGAGGUGGGCCGGGACCUGAACACGGCCGAGGCCAUGCAGCGCAUGCACAGCGCCUACGAGCACGACAUCCAGGCGCUGAGCGCGCAGGUCC
This is a messenger RNA of Numida meleagris (helmeted guineafowl), 1511 nucleotides long. RefSeq names its product spectrin beta chain, non-erythrocytic 2-like. Gene Ontology annotation, cellular component: cell projection; cortical actin cytoskeleton; plasma membrane. Lineage: Eukaryota; Metazoa; Chordata; Aves; Galliformes; Numididae. Gene Ontology annotation, molecular function: actin filament binding. Gene Ontology annotation, biological process: actin cytoskeleton organization. The record is from RefSeq and is a predicted model, not a curated record.